This is a messenger RNA of Agrilus planipennis (emerald ash borer), 1194 nucleotides long. RefSeq names its product superoxide dismutase [Cu-Zn]. The transcript has 3 exons. Gene Ontology annotation, biological process: removal of superoxide radicals. Gene Ontology annotation, molecular function: copper ion binding. Bases 130 to 849 code for a protein of 239 amino acids. The record is from RefSeq and is a predicted model, not a curated record. NCBI's taxonomy places the organism in Eukaryota, Metazoa, Arthropoda, Insecta, Coleoptera, Buprestidae.
GGCUGAUUUCAUUUUACCUUCAUUUAAACGUGUACAUUGAACGAAGUAGCAACAUAUAUUAGUACUGGUGCAUUUCAAAGAAACAUUACCACAUAUCAUUCAUAUAUUCCGCGAGAAAUUUAAUUGAAAAUGUUGAGUGUCCUGUGGUUGCUUUCCAUUAUCUCUUCGGUUCCGUUUUUUGCCAAGGGGGAUGUUGAAACGUCUACAUUUUACGGUGUUCAAGGUACGGGACAUCCCCUAAUUAUAAAAUCGUUCCCAGCCAUUGACAACAUCCAGAGCGAAUUGUACGAGGUCUAUAUGGAACCUUACACCUACAGGGAGGGGAAUUCUAGGGCGAUUUCUGAUAAAGACAAACAGAAAAACUCUCUUGCACAGGAUUUAAGGCCAAAGUCUGCUGUUGCUGUCGUCACUGGAGACGGAAUCAGUGGUGAAAUCACGUUCUUCCAGAAACAACCACCUGCAGGAGUGGUUACCGUUACUGGGAGUGUUACUGGUCUCCCUCCUGGUAGGCAUGGGCUCCACAUUCAUCAUGCAGGUGACCUCAGACAAGGAUGUAAUGAAUUAGGGGACCAUUUCGAUCCAUUUUUGUUACAACAUGGAGGUCCAAAAGACAGUCUUCGUCAUGUUGGGGAUUUGGGCAACAUAGAAGUUGGAGACGAUGGCACCAGCGAGUUUAAAAUAGAAGAUGCUUUCAUUUCCUUAUCAGGAGGACCUAGGAGCAUAUUAGGAAGAGGAAUUGUGAUAACGGAAAACGAAGAUGACUUGGGACGAGGGGGAUCCGCGGAAAGCGUCCGAAACGGAUCAUCGGGAAAACCGAUUGCGUGUGGUGUGAUAGCGUACGUCCGUUAAAAAUUGUUGUAAGAACAAUUGUAAAUAAAUAAAUCGUUUAUAUUAAGACGAAAAAGGUAAAACGGACAGUCUGGCAGGAAUACUAAGUAAGUAAAUUCAUAAAGAAAGAUAACGGUCAUGUCAUGAAGCCUCCAAGUGACCAAUAAAAUUAAUUACUUAAUAUUUGCCGAUAACUAAAAAAAAAUUGUAUCAUAAUUAGUUUUUUUAUGUAGGUACCUAGUAUAUAGUACGUUUAAACUACGAAAAGCUAUUUCAAAUACGUCUACCUACCCGCGUCGAUAAUGUGAUAACAAAUUAUCUAUUUUUAUAUCUUUAAAUUGAAUAAAUAAAGGCGUCUAAAUGAAA